AUGUCUAUUGUCGUCGCAGUGAACGUGCAUCACAGCAGUAUCACCAGUCCCAGAGGCGACCGCCUACCCGAUUUCAGCUUUGCUGGAUAUCAUUCGUCCAACAUUGACCUUCCCAGCAUCAACAGCCCACCAAGUUCAACAAUGUCCCCAACUUCUGGCGAUCAGACAGCACGCAUUCAGGCAGCCCUCGACAGUCUCUCCGAUGCUGGAGGUGGUGCUCUCCUUCUAACAGAAGGAAAGUAUGAGCUCGACUCCAACAUCACGAUUCCCAUAGGCACAGUUCUUCGUGGCUCUGGGCCAAGCCAGACAUUCCUCCUCGCCAAGUCUGCGGCCGUCGACCUUAUAACGUUGGGUGGGCAGGUGGCAACCCCUCGCGUGACUCCUCUCACCAAUAUAACGGAUUCUUAUGUCCCAAUCGGUGCUUCAACGUUCGGUGUCGCCGAUGCCUCGAAGCUGAGUGUCGGACAAAGCGUCAUGGUUCAGAGAGCCGUGACAGAUUCUUGGGUUACAGCGACGGGCAUGGACGACCUAGUGCGAGAUGGCAAGAAACAGACAUGGAUUGCAGCUGGAAAGUUGGUCCGACAGCCUCGGACCAUCAUGGCGAUCGUCGGUAACAGCAUAACCAUCGAUAUACCACUCACAGACACCGUUGACUCGCAGUACAUGCGAGGAGUGGUGGCCACGUACACGCCUCCAAGCGCCUCUUCCGAAUCAGGAAUAGAGAAUUUAGCCAUCACCCUGAAUCCCAGCUGUUCAGGAAGGGUUCUAAGCGAUACUACUUGUACCGCCAACGCCGUAGCAGUAAGAUCAUGGACAACCGACAGCUGGAUUCGCAACUUGAACCUGACUGGUUUCAACUUUUUCGUCACCAUACACAGUAAUGCCGCACGUAUAACGAUCGACAGAGUCUCGAUGAUCCGCGACCAGGACUCGAACGUGGCCUCCGGCCUACCCGAAGACAUCGUCAUUGAAGGCACGCAGGUGCUGGUCAGCAAUUGCUCAUCAUACGGCACGCCGGGAGCCCGCGCUUUUCCCGUCGUCACAGGCUCUUUGGUCCCCGGUCCCAACGCCGUGCUGAACCACUAUACUGAGGUUCCCUCCAACUUCAUCGCUCCGCAUCAACGCUGGGCGCACGGUUUCUUGGUCGAGAACUCGCGAACUUCGCUGAAACUAUAUAAUCGCGGGACCCUGGGGACUGGUCAGGGCUGGACGAUCAAUGCUGGCGUCGCUUGGAAUGUAGUUGGGCAGGAUAUUCUCGUCGAAUCGCCUCCUAUGGGAGUGAACUGGUGUGCUGGAUGCAUUGGGACGAACUCGAUCGGUGGGAACGGUAGUUUUUUCUCGACAGACCGGACGGUCUUACCGGAGAGUUUGUUCUGGACGCAAUUGUCCGCCAGAGGGGUUGGAAGGCCGUUAACGUAG
Molecule: messenger RNA, 1419 nt
Organism: Exophiala viscosa
Lineage: Eukaryota; Fungi; Ascomycota; Eurotiomycetes; Chaetothyriales; Herpotrichiellaceae
Exons: 2
Coding region: 1-1419 (472 amino acids)
Source: RefSeq, a predicted model, not a curated record